GGAACUCAGGAGAGCAGCGCAGUGAUGAGAGCCGGUAUGAAAGAGCAGCGGCGCACCGGGGGAUAACACUGAUAACACCGAACACACACACUGAUCACGGAGGACUGAGCACAGUUCAAUGCACAUCCCGACUACGUGCACAGAAGGAACACCCUAACGAAGAGAUGGGCGGCGGAGGACACCGGGGUGAGCAGCUGGGGUCAGGAGAGAGCGGCUCAUGCGCACAGUACACCUGGGAAGAAGUGCAGAAGCACAAUCGCAGGGGUGAUCAAUGGCUGGUGAUUGAGAGAAAAGUGUACAAUGUGAGUGAGUGGACGAAAAGACACCCUGGAGGACGCAGAGUUCUAGCGCACUAUGCUGGAGAGGACGCAACGGAUGCAUUUACGGCCUUCCAUCCGGAUCAGCGAUUCGUGCGGAAGUUCAUGAAGCCGCUGCUGCUGGGAGAGUUGGCGCCUUCGGAGCCCAGUCAAGACCAUGGCAAAAACGCUGCUUUAAUGGAAGAUUUCCGGGCCUUGCGUAAGCAGUUGGAGGCACAGGGCUUGUUCCGCACCAGCCCGCUGUUUUUUAUCCUAUACCUUGGACACAUUCUGCUCUUGGAGGCCCUGUCUUUAGCACUCCUUUCGACAUUUGGCAAUGGCUGGAUUAUGACAAUUCUAGUGUCUGUCAUACUGGCCACUGCACAGGCUCAGGCUGGCUGGCUUCAGCAUGACUUUGGCCACCUGUCAGUUUUCAAAAAUUCUACCUGGGAUCACGUAGUGCACAAAUUUGUCAUUGGACACCUGAAGGGGGCUUCUGCAAAUUGGUGGAACCAUCGCCACUUUCAGCACCAUGCUAAGCCCAAUGUGGUCAAGAAGGACCCUGACAUCAACAUGCUGAACAUACUGGUCCUGGGAAACAUCCUGCCUGUUGAGUAUGGGACUAAAAAGUUGAAGCACUUGCCCUAUAACCAUCAGCACAAGUACUUCUUUUUGAUUGGCCCUCCCCUGCUCAUACCACUGUACUUUAACAUGCACAUUUUGCAAACGAUGUAUUUGCAACGGGAUUGGGUGGAUUUUGCAUGGUAUCUGUCCUACUAUGCACGUUACCUCACGUGUUAUGUUCCCUAUUAUGGAGUUCUGGGAUCUUUCGUGCUUCUGACUUUUGUAAGGUUUAUGGAGAGUCACUGGUUUGUGUGGGUGACCCAGAUGAACCACAUUCCCAUGGACAUUGACUAUGACAAAAAUGAUGACUGGCUCAGCAUGCAGUUGAAAGCUACUUGUAAUAUUGAGCAUUCAGCGUUCAAUGAUUGGUUCAGCGGCCAUCUCAACUUCCAGAUUGAGCACCAUCUCUUUCCCAUGAUGCCUCGCCAUAACUAUAGCCGUGCGGCUCCUCAAGUACGAAAACUUUGUGAGAAGUACGGAGUUAAGUAUCAGGUCAAAGGCCUGUGGGAAUCCUGGUGUGACAUUGUCAGGUCUUUGAAGAAGUCUGGUGAGCUGUGGCUAGAUGCCUACCUCCACAAAUAAUCAUUAUCUCACCUGUAUUUCCUUCAACGAUUGUUUAAAACCAUGUCUACAGCGUAAUCACAAUUCAACAAUAUUCACAUAGGGUUUUAAUUCAAUUGUUCUUGCCUUUAAUUCACACUUUAAUCUUCUCAUUAUCCAAUGUCCUAUAUGCUGGAACUGAUGUGUUAUUUUGGUGCUUUAUUUGUAAGUGAAUUGGGACCACAAACCUCUCCUGGAUGAAAUUUUUUUCUUUCCAUGCUGAUGAUAACAUCAGACACAAAUAAAAUCAAAUUACGGUGCUGGACUAAAUCUAAAUUCUACAAAUGUUAUAACGGUUUCUUAUAUUAUAAAUAGUUUUCUAAUAAUGCUUUUCUUUGUAUUAACCAGUUUUUUAAAAGUAAUUUACAUUUGAAAACAGACAUCUAAUCACAGUAAAAUUAGGUAGAUAACACAUUGAAAUGCAAUGUGAAUUUUUGUAGAAUUACUUAUUAAAUCUGAAACUGUUCCCCAUUUUCUAUGCUUCUUAAAGCUUGUCAUUUAUUUGAUCUUUUUCAUUUUUGGCAAAUGUCUUCUUGUGAGCAACAAUAUUUAAUCCUUGUUGUUUGAGACUGAGAUCACGAAACGUAAAAUGACCACAAAACAUGAUUACAAAACCAAUAUCAUUAUGAUAUAUCAAAAAGGCCCUGUAAUUUUUACAAGUGCAGGUACAUUUGUGUAUGUCAUAGGCAAAAUUGUGUUAUAUACGACCAAUACUUAUAAUCUCUGUAAUGUUUGCACACACCUGAGCAUUGCUGUGUUAAACCUUUGGAGGGAUGGUGAUGGCAUCUUAAGGGUUAUCAAGUUGGUACCCACCUUUUUUUCCCUUUUCCACCCUCCUUCCACUGUUUCACUAAUGAUCCCUCUACAACUCCUAAGGGUUCAACAGCGAGACCAGUGACACCAGGUUCAUUCCCUUUGAUGCCUGGUGCCCAGGAGGGGUCCCACCUCUAGAGUCACUAACUACUCUUCACAUGUAAGCCUCUUGCUCUCACAGGUGUCAUCCACUGCAUCUUUUCUGGGAACUAUAAGCUAUAAUCUAUGAUGUCCAUGAGGAUCACAGUACAAGGUCUGGCCAGAGGUUUUAUUGAAGCAAUCUCAGCUGGGAAAUAAAGCCUUCAGCGUCUUCCAAUCCUGUGCUGGGCCCUGUUGCCCAGUCUCUGGUAUAGAUGUGAGGAGCUCGGAAUGAUUCUGGCUUUUUCUGACAAAUAAAGAAGGUUAAAGAAGGUGGAUUAGAGGAAGCAGAGGCAGGUAUUGUGUAGACAUGUGAGCACCUUGUUCUGCUGCCAGAUGUAUCAGCCAUGUGUUAGACCUGUCUGGCAGCCGACCAGAAUGUGUUUCAGUGUUGCUGGGGAUAGGCAGAGUGGCAAAUAUAAAAUAGGAGGAUUGCAAUAAUUGCUACUUGGAAUGACUUAUUAACUCUGUACCUGCACCUUAUUCUGUAAAUAAAUGUAUUGAUUUGAACCCCUUUGUAGUGUCAGGAGUGAGGCUUCUCUCACUACCUCCUUAUAAACAUACAUGUGGCAUCCAACUGAAUAACAGUAUAUAAUAUAAUGAAUCAUCUUUUUAUUUUACUUUCUGGGGCAUUGCAUUUUAAAUAUUUUAACAUGUGUAUGAUAGAUUGUAAGCCUGGAAAAUUGUGAUAAGUAAAGAAUAAAACACAAAGUGGCAUCAAACCUU
Pangasianodon hypophthalmus (striped catfish) is the source of this 3197-nucleotide messenger RNA. RefSeq names its product fatty acid desaturase 2. The transcript is spliced from 13 exons. Gene Ontology annotation, molecular function: oxidoreductase activity, acting on paired donors, with oxidation of a pair of donors resulting in the reduction of molecular oxygen to two molecules of water. The record is from RefSeq and is a predicted model, not a curated record. Gene Ontology annotation, biological process: lipid metabolic process. NCBI's taxonomy places the organism in Eukaryota, Metazoa, Chordata, Actinopteri, Siluriformes, Pangasiidae. Gene Ontology annotation, cellular component: membrane. Bases 165 to 1502 code for a protein of 445 amino acids.